AUGCAAGAUGACGAUAUACACGUUGACUUACCUUCGCAAUUGGCCACCGAAAACUACGGCGACCAGUUCUCGGACUCCUCAUACCAGAUUGCGUCUAUCGAGCUUGCCAGGAUAACGGGCAACACGACCAGGGAGAUCUACACCAGGCCAAAAUCGAAAGAUAGCUUCCUCCAACGAGAGCAGAAGCUUCUUAUCGAGUUGAAGGAGUGGGUCAAAUCAUUACCGGAGCAUCUACGCCUCCAUCCGGGAAAGUUGAAUUCAAAACACACCGUCUUAAUGCACCUGCAAUUCAGCUAUUGUGUGACCCUGGGGCUUCGUCCAGUCUUGCUUCAUCUAAUAAAACGAUCCUAUGCACACAGAAUGGAAGAUAUGCGUGACGAGACUGCUCCAGUUCUUGAAACAUUGAGCGAAGCUUGUAUCCAUGCUGCACGAUACUCCCUGAAAUUGUGUAUUGAAGAAUGGACAAGCGGGUCUCUUGCUAUAUUCGGAUAUGCUUUUCCUGCCUUCAUAUUCUCAUCUUCCCUGGUGUUAGUCGCUUCUAACCUGCUGACAGCCGGCGACCAGAGUGAUGCAGCCUCCGUUGAGACAGCAGCCGAGAUGCUCCAAAUCUUAAGCACUUCCCACAACUUGGCUGCGAAGGAUUUUCACGAGCACCUGCAAAGCGUGAGAGAGCAUCUUCGCAGAUAUCAAUCCGAUAUAAAGAACGCCAGUGGUGAUUCAAACACAGGCUUUGCUCUGCAAAAGAGAGCCGGCUCGAUACCACCACCAGCACAUGAACGUACUCUCCUUUCAUCUCCAAAUUUGCCCUUUGAAGAUAAUCCAACAGAUGGUCUUCCACCUGGAGGAUAUUCUAUCCACGAUUUUACGACAGAAAUGGUGCUUGAAAGCGCCCUGAUGCAGGAAUUCUUGACCCAGAGUACGUCAGAAGUCGAGUCGCUUAAUCCUUCGGGGAUGUCGGACGCGUUCGAUGCGGCGUUUUUCUGGCCGUACGAUAGUGGCCUUCUGGACUCGUAA
This is a messenger RNA of Penicillium chermesinum, 1014 nucleotides long. Its product is annotated as fungal specific transcription factor domain-containing protein. NCBI's taxonomy places the organism in Eukaryota, Fungi, Ascomycota, Eurotiomycetes, Eurotiales, Aspergillaceae. Bases 1 to 1014 code for a protein of 337 amino acids. The transcript is spliced from 2 exons. The record is from RefSeq and is a predicted model, not a curated record.